Messenger RNA from Lecanosticta acicola, 1701 nucleotides. The record is from the annotation of a GenBank genome assembly. Lineage: Eukaryota; Fungi; Ascomycota; Dothideomycetes; Mycosphaerellales; Mycosphaerellaceae.
AUGGCGGACAGACCUGGCCGUGAGGGCUCCACCCGACGACCAUCCUUCCGCCGCGCCCUCGCCGACCAUGCGGAAUCCGGACUGCCGUCGGAGUACCUCGAUGAGCUGGAGCAGAAGCGGAAGCAAUUGGACGAGUCGAUCCACAAGUACAUCGCCGCCAAGGAACGCGAAUACAAAACGUGGGAGCGCGACUUGCGACAGCAGUACCGACUGGCGCAGGAGAAGGAAGGCGCGAGGCCGCCCAGGGAAGGUGCCGCGGAAACGGAAACGGGCAGGCACGACACGGACGGGGGAGAGUCGUCUCGGAUACAUGUAGCAGGAAAGCAGCAGCAGCAGCAGCAGCAGUCGGUGGUGGAUACAUUGCUGGCUGCAGGUCUCCGACGAGAUCAGAUCGGACAGCCCGUGGCCGUGGCGGUGGCGCUGGUAGACGACAACGACAACGACAACGACACCGACACCGACAAUGCCAACGCCAAAGCCAAAGCCAGCGCCAAUGACCAUCCGCCCACGCUGGAGACCAGGUCCGUCGCUGGCCUGACCGCGGGACGUCGUGGGGCCAGCGUCGAGCGGGACAAGGAGUUGGUCGGCGUCUUCAUGCCCGCCUUCCUGCCUGCUUUGGACGACAAAGCCCGUCAUCCCAUCUCGGACAGAUCCUCCUCCGACACAUCUUCCUCGCAGAGAACGAGAACUUCCUCCGCACCUCCCCAGCGCACUCCCGACAGAACGCAAGACAUACCAGACGACCGGGAUAUCCGUCGUGCCGACUCGGAACCCGUCGUAGGUGCCAAGCUCAGACGACCGACCGAGCUACAGCUGGUCCAGCGGAAUUCCUCCUCCGCCUCCUCGCAAGAGGGCAGGCUGAUGUCCGCCAUGAAGUCUCCCACCCAUCCCCAGCGAAGCAAACGGAAACGCGUCUCACUGGCGGUAGGCGAUUUUAUCGUCGCCCCUUCAGAUAAUGUCCCCCUGGAAAUGGGCAGUAACAAUAGCACGCCUUCGCACUCCCGCACCCGCUCACCCGCCCCGGACCGCGCAGAACCGCCGCUCACCCUUUCGGUGGAACGAACGCGAACAGAUCCAGCCUCUCUGCCUCCACCUCUCUUGGAGCCCGCAUCCAGCUCCAUUCCCAACGACAAAGCAAUCGAGCAAAUCCGUACGGCUUCAGCAACGAGAGUUCUUUCCCCAGCCGUACAGAGCAUACCCCCUCCAACCACCUCACCGCCCAGACUGGACCCCGAUGGUGACUUAUUCGACCUGGACGAGGACGACGGACCACCAAUACCCGCUGCGGACGAUGAUCUGUUCGGAAGUGGCGACGAGAUGGCAGGACGAGUCCAUCGUGACCCCGCUGCUGCUCUUUACAACGAGCUUGAUGAUCCCAAUCAUGGCUUGAUACAGGAGUCGGACGAGCCGGACGAUCACGCAGAGCACGUCGAGUUCGUUCCCGGUUCUGCAGUAGCAUCACAGCAGCCCACGAACCCCGGCUUCCGACGGCCAUCAGCCACAUUCGACCCCGUUUACCGAGGGGCUAACUACCAGAGUGCCGAGCAGAACGCGGUGGUGAACGACAUCUACGGCUCCUCCUACACUAGACCGAACAAAGGCUCGUUUACCGCGGGCUCUCUCGGAGAGUCGUUCAUGGCACAGAACGCGGAACGCAUGAGAGAGCGGGUGACGCGAGAACAGCCACAAGUACGCUCAUGA